AUGAUGGAUGACAAUAUUGUGCCUUCAAGCAUAAUCAAAUUACUAUAUGAUAAAAGUUAGGAUAAGAAACAUAAAGGAUGUUAAUAAUUAAGAUUAUUAGUUCAAUCUUAUGCAAUAAAUGGAAAAGAAUUGUUAAUUAAAUAAAUAAUAGAAACUUUAAAAAUAAAAUUUACAACUUCAUCUUAAUUUUACUUAAAAAGAUAGGGAAUGUAUGCAAUAUAAACAGUGGCAGAAAUAUUAGUGAAAGAAGUAAUUGGAAUAUUGAUAAAUAGUCUCCAUAAUUAGCUGAGAGAUGCAGAAAAGAUAGGGGAUUAAAUAUUUAAGAAACUAUGUUCACUUCUUAAUCCUUAAUAAGUUUAUUUCACAAUAACGGCAAAAUUAUUGGAAAUAUACUCAGAUAAUGA
This is a messenger RNA of Paramecium sonneborni, 404 nucleotides long. The record is from the annotation of a GenBank genome assembly. NCBI's taxonomy places the organism in Eukaryota, Ciliophora, Oligohymenophorea, Peniculida, Parameciidae.